Messenger RNA from Punica granatum (pomegranate), 2661 nucleotides. NCBI's taxonomy places the organism in Eukaryota, Viridiplantae, Streptophyta, Magnoliopsida, Myrtales, Lythraceae. The record is from RefSeq and is a predicted model, not a curated record.
AGUCUUUAGAUUUGAGUUUUAGAAUAUUACCCAGUUUCCUUUUUGUUUGAGAUUGUACAACCUAUUUUCACCGUAAUGCAAUUCAAGUUGGAUCAAUCCAAUCUUCACACCCACCCCAGCUGCUGAUAAGUUCACUGCAACGGCUCUGCUUCCACUCCACCGGGCAUCAGCUCCGGCAUCCAAGUCCAGGUCGGCAAUGGCGCCGAGAAGCAAGCGGAGGGGAAGGGGCCUCAAGGCGACGGUUCUUCUCACCCUCGCCGUCUCCCUCAUGGUCCUUGCCGCAUUCUUCGUCCCCGUCUUCGCCCACCUCCCUUCCCUCUCCUCCUCCUCCUCCUUCGCCUCCUCCCUCUCCCGCCACCGCCCCACUCCUGGAAAAGUUGGGCACCACAAAUUUAAGAUUUCUGAGGAUAAAUUUUGGAAAGAUGGUCAGCAUUUCCAAAUCAUUGGUGGUGAUCUGCACUAUUUCCGAGUCCUACCGGAGUAUUGGGAAGAUAGGUUGUUGAGAGCAAAGGCUUUGGGCUUAAAUACGAUUCAAACUUAUGUUCCUUGGAAUCUACAUGAACCAAAGCCCGGAAAGAUAGUUUUUGAGGGUAUCGCUGAUAUAGAAUCAUUUCUGAAGCUCUGCAAGAAACUUGAUCUUCUUGUCAUGCUCCGACCUGGGCCUUAUAUAUGCGCAGAGUGGGAUUUUGGAGGAUUUCCAGCUUGGCUACUUGCCUUGGACCCAGCAGUAAAGCUAAGAUCAUCAGAUCCCAAAUUUAUUCAGUUGGUUGAAAGCUGGUGGAGCGUCCUACUCCCGAAGGUAGCUCCUCAUCUUUACGAGAAUGGAGGCCCUGUUAUAAUGGUUCAGAUUGAAAAUGAAUAUGGGUCAUUUGGGGAAGACAAAUCUUACCUUAGUCAUCUCGUAAGAGUGGCUCAAGGGCACCUUGGCAAUGAUGUAAUCCUAUACACCACAGAUGGAGGUACACUAGAAACUCUUAGAAAGGGAACAAUUGGCAGAAAUGAUGUCUUCUCAGCUGUCGACUUUCCAACUGGUGAAGAACCCUGGUCCGUAUUCAGGUUGCAGAAACAGUUCAAUGCCCCAGGAAAAUCGCCUCCCCUUUCAUCGGAGUUCUAUACUGGUUGGCUUACUCAUUGGGGGGAGAAGAUUGCAACCACAGGAGCUGACGUUACUGCUGCUGAACUUCAGAAGAUUUUAUCAAGAAAUGGUUCUGCAGUGCUUUAUAUGGCGCAUGGUGGAACAAAUUUUGGCUUCUAUAAUGGAGCAAAUACCGGUCAAGACGAAUUUGAUUACAAGCCUGACCUCACUUCUUAUGAUUAUGAUGCACCUAUUUCAGAAUCUGGUGAUGUAAAUAGUGAAAAAUAUAGAGCAAUUCGUAGGGUGAUAGAGCGUUAUAGUGCGGCAUCUCUUCCUUCGAUUCCUCACAACAAAGAAAAGAAGGGAUAUGGCCAGAUUCAGUUGCAGAGAAAAGGAUUUCUCUUAGAUUCGCUUGAUCAAUUAGAUUCCUCCGAUGCUGUCGAAUCUGAGAAUCCUCUCUCCAUGGAGUCUGCUGGACAGAUGUUUGGCUUCUUGUUGUAUGUUUCUGAUUAUGGCGCUGUGGAUGAUGGAGGCAUUCUUUCUAUACCAAAGGUACACGACAGAGGUCAAGUGUUCAUAUCAUGCCGAUCUCAAGAAAGAAGACCAUUGUAUGUGGGCACUGUUGAGAGAUGGUCGACUCAAAGACUUCGUUUGCCAAUUACCAAAUGUGACUCCAGCAUCACCAUAUACAUUUUGGUUGAGAACUUGGGACGUGUAAAUUAUGGAAAGUACAUUUUUGACCCUAAGGGUAUUCUCUCUCCAGUCUACCUAAACGAGAGAGCUCUCCUUGGGUGGAAGAUGGUUUCAGUUCCUCUCCAUAACCUGAAUGAGAGUCCGAAUAUCAACAAAAUCAUUCAGGCUGGUCGUUCAGGAUUCAGAAAAAUUUCUUCCGGUAGAAACACAGACAAGAACUCUGAGAAUGUAACAAGAGUACCAGCAUUUUAUACCGGCAGUUUCUUUAUUGAUGAAGCUGACCAAGUUAAAGAUUCAUUCAUUUCUUUCCGCGGUUGGGGUAAAGGAGUUGCAUUAAUCAACGACUUCAACUUGGGAAGAUUUUGGCCGUCAGUUGGCCCACAGUGUAACCUCUAUGUUCCUGCUCCGGUCCUUCGGCAAGGGAAAAAUGUUGUGGUAAUACUUGAGUUGGAGACACCACACCCUAAGCUGAUAUUAGAGUCCGUAGAUUACCCAGAUUUUACAUGUGGAUCGACCAGAUCGAGCGUGCAUCAGCUAUAGUGCGAUACCGAUUUGCAUUGCAUUGAACUCACCGAGGAUCCUUCUCGGAAAUGAAGUUGGAAAGAACUAUUCCAGGCACUAUUCUCCAUUGGAGAUUGAUCACCCAUAAUUCCGGGGCUCCUCUCUGCCUCUCUGGAGUGCGCCUUCCGUGUUCUUCGAGAAAUUUGGUGUCAGAGAUUCAUAGAAGAUUAAUGGGAUUUGACUGGAGAACGAAAUUGUCUACGGAUUUGCAGCACAUUUCUGAAUGAUGAAUUCCUAUGUGCUCCACCGAUUAGAUUAUCAUAUCACACAUAUCGUAUGCGACAGGACUCAGUUUGUCAUGAUAUAAUAUAAGGCAACAACUUGAAAGCUCC